AUUUAUUAACUUUAUUGUAUGUCUGAAACUACUGGAAUAUGGACAAAAUCAUGUUGCAUAUCAAAAAGAUUAGAUGGAAAGUUGGCUAUUGUCACUGGAUCUAGUGCAGGAAUUGGUUUGAUUACAGCUGGUGAAUUAGCCCGUCGUGGUGCUAAGGUAAUCAUGGCAUGCAGGAAUUUAUCGAAAGCUGAAGGCGUGAGAAAACAACUGUUGGAGAAAUAUGGUGUUAACAAUCCAGACAGCGUGAAUAUUGAUAUAGCGUGUAAAGACGUGACUCAGUCAUUGAGUCCAAUUAAAAAUGAUCAAUUGAUUAUUGAACAACUUGAUUUGGCCUCUCUGGAUUCAGUCAGACAGUUCGCUGAUCGAAUAAACUCCAAGUAUACCGAGUUGGACAUUCUAAUCAAUAAUGCUGGUCUAAUUGUCGGUAAAUACGAGAAGACAGUUGAUGGCUUCGAAAUGACCAUAGGAGUUAAUCGUUUAGGACAUUUCCUGUUGACAGAAUUGUUGUUACCACUGUUGAAGCGAUCAGCUCCAUCAAGAAUAAUUAAUGUUUCCUACAUGGCACACUAUGCCGUUCGAUUGAGUAAACCAGAUUUGCAGCUUCCCGAGGGUGAAUACAGUGAACUGAAGGCCUACAGUCAGUCGAAACUAGCAAAUGCGAUGCACGCAGUUGAGUUGAGUGAGCGAUUGCAAAAUAGUGGAGUGACGGUGGUUAGUUUACAUCCUGGUGCAGUGAAGACUGAAAUUCAAAGUUGUGUCAAAGGAUUUUUUAGUAAAAUGUUUGUUACACUAGUGUGACCGUUUUUCAUCGAUUCAUGGUAAGGUGCACAAACCACGUUAUACACUGUCUUAUCGGAUAAGUUAACAUCCGGUGGGUACUAUUCAGAUUGUGAUCUUAAAAAACCAUCGUCUACAGUUAAAAAUAAAGAGGAAAGAAAAUGGUUUUGGAAUAGAACUUGUGAACUUUUGGCGAUUGAAAAUCAAGCUUAGUUGAGUUUUAUGUGAUACAAGAGAGACUAUUUCCAACGGUAUUAUCUCCUGUGAACUUUGUAUUUUGUUCUAAAUGGUAGCUGACAUAUUCAGACAAGAUAUUUGAUUGCUGCGUGAACAAAAGACAAACCAAGCGUAAAUUCGAUUUAGUAAUACUGUGAAUUUUACAGCUGUUAGGAUUACUAGUGACCUAGAUUUGAGUAUGUAUUAAAGUAUAUGAA
Trichobilharzia szidati is the source of this 1211-nucleotide messenger RNA. NCBI's taxonomy places the organism in Eukaryota, Metazoa, Platyhelminthes, Trematoda, Strigeidida, Schistosomatidae. The record is from the annotation of a GenBank genome assembly.